UCCUUUCCUAACUGUCUUCGGUCUGCGCUGCCCGAUGUCAACAGCGACCACAGGAGCAACGUAUAUAUAUAUAUAUGCAUUUACAUACCACUUUAUUUUAAUACCCACACAGAAAGUACCGUAACUUCCGAUCGCUCUGGUAUCAACAUAGGAGGCUACGUGUCGCCUUGGCCAUUAGAGCUACGGACCAGUCGUCCACCUGCUGCGGAGCAAAGUUCGGACAGACUGACUGCUGUUCAGAACAUUUGAACAGAUACUUUGUUGAUUGUUGCAGUGAAAUAAAAGUGUUUUGGACUGAAACGAAGAGAAAAACCUUUGUCAACAGUGUGCCGUCCGUAGAAGAGAGACAGCGGUGACUGAGCUUGUUCAGCGUUGCGCAGGUAAGCCUCUCUUCUUCUCCGGCUGAUGUCUUAGAUCAUGAGUAUCCUGGGACCUCCGAUAAGGCAGGCCAAUGGGGUGGCCAGAUCUGACAGCAAGAUUAGCGCCAAGGCUCUAUAUGAGCAACGGAAGAAAUACUCCAACUCCAAUGUCAUCAUGCAGGAGACGUCUCAGUACCACGUGGAGCACCUGUCCACCUUCAUGAUGGACAAGGCAGAGUCCAUUGCCACAGUGGACGAUGCCAUUAAGAAGCUGGUGCUGCUGGACACCAAAGAGAAGAUCUGGACCCAGGAGAUGCUGCUUCAGGUCAGCGACAAGGCUGUACGGCUACUGGAUGUUGAUACACAGGAAGAGUUGGAGAACUUCCCCCUGCCUACUAUCCACCACUGCCAGACAGUGUUGAAUCAGACCAGGUAUCCAUCCGUCCUUCUGCUGGUGUGUCAAGACACUGAACAGCACAGACCCGACAUACACUUCUUCCACUGCGACGAGGUGGAGGCAGAGAUGGUCCAUGCAGACAUCGACAGCGCUCUGGGGGACAGCAAACAUGGGAAGAAGAUACGACCGCAGACCUUGAAGGUGAACCAGGAGAAGAUGAAGCACCACAGAGAAUCCAUCAUCCCCCCCUCUUCGGCCCCCAAGGGCUCGGCCCCCUCAGGCAAGGGCCGUGUGGCUGCCAUGAACAUGCAGGAUGUGGAGAGGCGAGGUUCGGCCCAGCAGGACCCAGAGUCCCAUGAGAAGCUGGCUCAGCGCAUUGAGAAGGACGUGCAAAUCCUGAACUGUUCCCUGGAUGACAUAGAGUUCUUUGUGGCUCGGCUGCAGAAGGCUGCGGAGGCGUUCUCUCAGCUCAACCAGCGCAACAAGAGUAAGAAGAUGAAGAAGAAAGGCCCAGCAGAGGGAAUGCUGACCCUGAGAGCUAGGCCCCCCUCUGAGGCAGAGUUCAUUGAUAGCCUACAGAAACUUAAGCUGGCUUUCAACCUACUGGCCAAACUGAAGAAACACAUCCAGAACCCCAGCGCUUCUGAACUGGUGCACUUCCUCUUCGGCCCCCUGGACCUGGUGCUCCAGUCCUGUGGUAGCGUAGAGCUGCCCCGCUCUGUGGUCUCCCCUCACUUAUCCAGAGAUGCAGUAGACUUCCUGAGGGGUCAUCUGUCACCUAAAGAAAUGACCAUCUUUGAACUGCUGGGAGAUGGGUGGACAAGACCUAGGUACUGGAGAGUGUGUGUGUGUGUGUGUGUGUGUGUGUGUUGCACAUGUGCUGAUAGAGGGCCCUUUGUGUGGGCCCUGAGUGUGUAG
Messenger RNA from Oncorhynchus nerka (sockeye salmon), 1674 nucleotides. RefSeq names its product epidermal growth factor receptor kinase substrate 8-like protein 2. Gene Ontology annotation, cellular component: ruffle membrane; plasma membrane; vesicle. Gene Ontology annotation, molecular function: actin binding. The record is from RefSeq and is a predicted model, not a curated record. Lineage: Eukaryota; Metazoa; Chordata; Actinopteri; Salmoniformes; Salmonidae. The coding region runs from base 418 to 1674 and encodes 418 amino acids. Gene Ontology annotation, biological process: Rho protein signal transduction; positive regulation of ruffle assembly; regulation of Rho protein signal transduction. The transcript is spliced from 14 exons.